This is a messenger RNA of Sordaria macrospora k-hell, 477 nucleotides long. RefSeq lists its product as uncharacterized. NCBI's taxonomy places the organism in Eukaryota, Fungi, Ascomycota, Sordariomycetes, Sordariales, Sordariaceae. The record is from RefSeq and is a predicted model, not a curated record.
AUGCCAUGCCCGAGCCCAUCCCCCGGUGCCCCCCUAGACCGCAGCCACUUCUACAUUCCCUACUGGAACCAGUCCCUGGUGGGCAUGAAGCAAUGCUGCAGCCCCAACGAGGUCCACAUCGCCGGCAAGGGCGACUACGAGGGGUGUGUCUUGUGGUGCUUGAUCCCCGAUCACAUCCUCGGAAAGGAUGGGAACUCUGGUGCUGUGAAUAAACGUGAGAACCACAACAAGGAGGAGCAGGAGGACGACGACGACGACGACGACGACGACAUGUAUGAGAAUGCUGUCAGGAGUGCCAUGGGGUACUGUGUUUGGGAGAAGGGGGAGUUUGCCAAUAAGAAUCCGGGGGUGUAUAUUGCGGGCGCGCAUGUGGUGAGGGAUAACGCGGCGGCGAGUUCAAAGGCGGCGGGAUCAAAGGGACCAACUUUGUUGGCGGUGGGGGUUUGGGCUUUAUUGGUUUUUGGACUGCUCGCUUGA